This is a messenger RNA of Lycium barbarum (goji berry), 1487 nucleotides long. Its product is annotated as putative late blight resistance protein homolog R1B-12. Bases 84 to 1076 code for a protein of 330 amino acids. Gene Ontology annotation, molecular function: ADP binding. The record is from RefSeq and is a predicted model, not a curated record. NCBI's taxonomy places the organism in Eukaryota, Viridiplantae, Streptophyta, Magnoliopsida, Solanales, Solanaceae. Gene Ontology annotation, biological process: defense response to other organism. The transcript has a single exon.
AAAUAUUCCUCCCUCCACCAUUAGAAAGAACAUCAAGUUCAUUAAAGUAAAGGAAGCGAUGGUCGGUUUUGAGAGAGACUGAAAUGCUGAUAGAGCAAUUUGUGACAGGACCGCGGGAAUUAGAUUUGAUCUCAAUAUUUGGAAUGCCGGGACUAGGGAAAACAACUUUGGCUAAGAAAUUGUAUGAUCAUGAAGCCAUUUCCAAUCGCUUCGACAUUCGCUUGUGGGGUUGUACUUCCCAAGCUUAUGAUAAAAGAGCUCUCUUGUAUAAGUUAUUGGGUCAUACUAGUGAGGAAAAAAGUAAUGAUGAACUAGCUGAGAAGUUAUACAGAAGUUUAAAGGGAAAGAGGUACCUCAUUGUUGUGGAUGACUUGUGGAGUCAUGAGGCAUGGGAUGAUAUAAAGAGACCAUUUCCAGAUGAUGACAAGGGAAGUAGGAUUAUUUUGACAACCAGACUUGAAUCGGUUGCCACAUAUGCCAUGAUCUCAUCGAGUCCUCAUCACCUUCGUUCAUUCACCAAAGAAGAAAGUUGGAUGCUAUUGAAGGAGAAAGUAUUCAGAGAAGGUGAUUGUCCUCAAGAACUCGAGGGGAUAGGUAAGCAAAUAGCGACAAAGUGUGAAGGAUUACCCUUCACAGUUGUAUUGGUAGCUGGUCUUCUUGCAAAACACGAUCAAAAAGAAGUAAUUUACUGGGAAGAAGUAGCUGAAAGUUUGAUAUCAGAAAUGAAGGAUUACAUGAAUAUAGUUGAAUCGAGUUACCAGGACUUACCCAUUCAUUUGCAAAAAUGCUUUCUCUACUUUGCUUCAUUUCUAGAGGACCAGAAAGUUCCAGUCAAAAAACUGAUAAGACUAUGGAUCGCGGAAAAUUUUGUUGAAGCCAGUACUACAUCAAAGAGCUUAGAAUUGAUUGCGAUGGAUUAUUUAAUGGAUUUAAUUAGCAGGAACCUAGUAAUGGUAGCAAAAACAAAUUCCUUAGGGGAGGUCAAAGCCGUCCAUAUUCAUGAUUUAAUACACGAAUUCAGCCGGAUGAAAGCUAAAAGUGGAAACUUUUUGCUGAGGAUACAUAAUCAGUUGUAAGUGAAAUCAAUUUAGAGAUGUUUCUAGCUUAUUGUUGUUUAUUAUGAUGAUUAAUUAAUGCCUGUGACUCUUACUCUCCUUCUUGAACCAGUGUGAUUAUAUUUCCAUCUUCCCAAGGGAGGUCUGGACUUCUGAAUAUCGUAGAACCAACUAUUGGAGUUAGUUCUGGAGAAAAUAUCACCACGUUACGUUUCAGUCCCAGUGUAAAUUCUCCUUUGGUUGAUUUAGAUUUGACUACAUCCUGGAAGCACCUGAGAGUAUUAGAUUUGAGUUCCGUAAACCUGCGUAAGACACUUGUACAUGCAUUACAAUAUCUGAUUCAUUUGAAGUAUUUGGAGCUGCAGUAUCCUGAUUACAUUCCGUAUCAAAUAUGCAACCUAAAGGAGCUAGAGACAUUAAUAGUGACCGGAA